This is a messenger RNA of Tilletiaria anomala UBC 951, 4689 nucleotides long. RefSeq lists its product as uncharacterized. The transcript is spliced from 2 exons. The coding region runs from base 278 to 4678 and encodes 1466 amino acids. Lineage: Eukaryota; Fungi; Basidiomycota; Exobasidiomycetes; Georgefischeriales; Tilletiariaceae. The record is from RefSeq and is a predicted model, not a curated record.
AGGACCCCAUCAUUGUCUUCAAGUCUUACACACAUCUUCAUCCCCUUUCACUCGAGGUCACCGUAAUCUGGUGAGCUCAUAUUGACGCUGGACGUCAAGGCAUCCCCACAGAUCCUCUGGUCAUCAACACUAAAAGGCGCAAGAUACAGCCUGGCGCUCGCCCCGACCACGUCGACCCCUUCGCCUACCUAUCCAACUGGCAGCACAUUCCCGUCUCGGCCUGCACCUUCAACCUCACUGCACCGCACGGCAUUGCAGAGCCUACCCUCCCUCGACAAUGGCAACCGCACAUGUGGUCGCCGAGCCUCUGGCCCCACCCGGCGCUAAUAUCAGCGCCCAGCCGGCCUACUCUGUGGCAGCGGUCGCUCAGGACUUUACCACAAGCGCCGCAGGUGCGCCGCUGCAAGGUCCCGGUCACUUACAGGCGACCAGCACACCAUCCGUCGCUGCUAGGGCGGCCGCUGCCGCCGUUGCUGUGGCGAACGCUGCUGUUGCUGCCUCGAUGAAGAAAAGGACGUCUUUGAAGACGGGGCCAGCCGCUGCCUGCUGCGACGAACCGACCAGGGAGCAAGAACACACCACGUUGAUGCAGGACAAUAUGGCUACAUAUACACGCGGCGCAUCGGUGCCGAAGGCAUCCAUCCGUCGCGCGUACAGCAUCUGCAACGGCGCCGCCUUGCGCGGCGUACACAAUGUCUAUGGCACGCCGCGCGGCAGAUCGUACGGCCCGCACGCUGGCGCCAGUACCACACCACAGACAGGCGGUGGCAGAGGCACUGGCAGGGGUAGCUCCACCCUUACUGCCUUGACGGAACGGCUGCGCUCUGGGCCCCACAUCAACCUCGUCUCGCCGCCCCUUUCUGCCGAGCCAGGCACUGUCACUGGAGUAGGUGCAAUGAAGGGGGGCACAUUGGGCAGCUCCGUCGGUACAGGCGCCAGCACCGGCGCGAGCAGCAGAACGAGCGCGAAUGGCACCUUUGACAGUCUGCUACCCGCUCCGCCUGCCACCGUCACGCCUGCCGACGUCGAGACGGUUUUGUCCAGCGGCAACAUUACGUUCAGCGAUGCGCUCAAGGAAAUCGCCCUCGGCUCGUCGGGCUGCCAUCUGGCAGCUGCAGGCGGAGCUGCCACCAGCACUGUGGCAGUUGGGGAUCCAGGCGCCAUGGUCACGUUCAAUCUUGUCAACACGUUCGACCCCGCUGUCGCCGCCCCUGCUGGUACUUCCGAUGCGCUGGCGGACACCACCAUUGAUACACUUAUAAGCCCGCCUGGCACCGAGUCCAACCGCGGCUCCGUACCUCCUCGCGGGCUGUUUUCUGUUGAUACCGAGCCGCCAUCAGCACCGGCUUUUGCGCUGGCGGAGUGCAUGCCGCUUAACAUCGGCCGAGGCCGCAAGGGGAGGCCUAUCUCGCUGCACUGGGACAGUCGCUUUGGAGCUUGGGGAAACAGCGCGGAACAUUCGAGUGGAAGCUCGGCCACGACCAGCAGCAGCUGCACGAGCAUUAGCAACAGUGAUAAUGUUGCUGCAGCUUCUCCGAAGGAUGGUCUCGGUUUCGAGGAGCUGCAAGUCGGCGGGGGUGGCGUCACCAUGGAAGGCUCCGAGAGCAGCCGCUGCAGCCACAGCUCCUUUGGCUCCUCUAUCUCGGGAAACGGGAGCUAUGCAUCGAUCUCGACGUCCGAUGCCAGCCCAAAGAAUAUGUGCUUCAACCUGCCGCCGACGGUGGACCACGAUCCAAGCUAUGGCGCAGCUGAUGAGCGCAAGCUCAAAGUACCAUUUGGCCCGGCGUCGUGUGCGGCUGUCGAUGCGCUCGCUACGCUCGCCUACGGCAGGAACGCAGGCCAGUGUCCGAUCGGAAGCGACAAGGACAGCGGGAGCAGCAGUGACGGCGACAGCCAUCAAUGUGCCUUUCUCACAGCAGAGGUCGGCUUGACCGACGAACCACCUCUAAAGGUCACCGAGGUCCACGUCUCCGAGCCGAUGCCACCUAUAUACGCACCGAUCCAACGCACGUCCAGCGAUCCAUCUCCCAAUAGCAGCAGCUCCAGCUCCAGAAUUGUACACAGCGCAGCGAACCACGGUGCUACGCAUCGCCUGAUGCGCCACAGCCUCGAGCCGGCAUUCUUGUUGUCCAGCUCGGUGCGUAAGGACGCCCUGCUGCCGCUCGCGUCGACAUUUGCAUCGCUGCAUGACGCUUCCAAUACCGUUGUCACCACCACCGCGACAACGACCUCGGCAGCCCCAAUGCCGCUAUCUGUGUCCGUUGCAGCCACAAACAACCCUAGCCCUGUGGACGACGAGGAAGCGUGUAUAUACGGCGAGGGCGAAGAUAUUUACGAGGCGAAGACGCCGGGCAGCGUCUCGAGAAACAAUAGCGUCACUUCCCCGGUGGGUCGCAACAAGCCUGGCGGUCGAAGGCCGCCGUCAUACCUCGCUCUUUCGCCAGCGACAGUGCCGACGGCUCAUACAAACGAGAUGAUGGACAGCGUGACUGCUUUGCAAGCCACCUACACCGCAUCAACGGAAGCGCAGCUUCUCCCCAGGAUCACGACUGCCACACCCGUCCAUCAUCUCUCUAGCUCCGUCAUCGCGUCGCGCGCUGUCGAGAUUCUACCCAUGCACGCUUCAGCCGCUGCCGGCGGUGGCGGCAGAGUUCAUCCUCCGGUCAGCGCUCUGGCCGCUCCAUCUGCCUUUGUAUCUGCUGGUCUCCUCGGAGCAGACGCCUCAUCAUUAUCAUCGUCACUAACAUGCGCACCAUUCCUCAACGAUGUAGCAUGCUCAGACAUCAGCCCGGCGCUGCCCUCGCGUCGUGGCAGCCAGCUCGUCGCCGAGGUUCGCAGUAUUAAACCCAGUCCAAGUUGCGAUCACCAUGCAUCGCGCAAUGCGACCGGUGGCGAUGUUGCAAGCUGCAAUGGAAACGGGACGGAGGCGCGAAACGAGGUGCUUAUCUUCGAUUAUCCGUUAAGUGCGAUGGACGAGGCGAGCGCUGGGAUCAGGCGCAACAGCAACAGUGGUACUUGCAGCAGAAGCAGCAGCAAUGACAAGCAUGAAGCUGGGAUUACCCCGCCCACCCUUCGCAGCCCUCGAGCAUGCAAGACAGCCGAGGCGGAGCCCCACACGCCGUCGGGGGCAAAUUUCCAGGACAAGUUCAAAGGCAACAACCUGAGCCUGUCGGCUUUCUCUGACCUUGAAGGAAACAGUCGUAUGAGCAGCCCCGGAACGCAGCCACUGACGAUCAAUGCGCUCGAAAAGUACGCCGCGUCGCUCGCGUCUCUCCGUCUUGACCGCUGUGCAAGCAUGGGUGGGCACUCCGAUGCGAGUAGUCUUCAAACCACUCUCGCUCGUGGUCCUACUAUGGAGCGCUGCGAUACAGAGGGCGGCCAUUCGGUGGCAAGCAGCGUGCAGACCGCUGUCGGCCUCGAUCGGAGGCUGCCUCUGCCCUCAAGCUUCUACCGACAAUCCUUUCUCGCGGAAGCUGCUCGCAACACUUCCCGCCUGCACAACGGCCUUCCGUCUCCUUCGGCGCUGAGCGAGAUCGUCUCGGAAGGUGCAGGUACCCCUCGCCCAGAUGUGGCCUUCGCAUCUAUCAACCCGUUCGAGCUAGCGCUGGCACGUGACAUGGCGCCCACUCCUCCACUCCCGCCUUCGCCCAUGCGAGGCUCAUUCCAGGUCUCAUGCCAGCAUGUCGCCAACGACACUGGCGCCACGCCUCGUGCCAGGCAGAUGAGCGACAUCGAGGGGGACAUGUGGUCGAAGCUACCGUCUACGCCAGAGAUGCCUCCCUGCGCUCCGCGCGUCCUCAAGCCACGCUCAGACGAGUCGAUGAGCCGCAGUCCCAGCACUUUUGACCUGCCGAACGGUCUCUUGCCCUUCGAUCGAGUCGUGCCUUACACCCCUGGAGACAUUGAUGCCGAGUGGCGUGACCUUGUGUCCAAGCGUGAACAUCAGCUGCGAAAGCGAAGUACCAUCUCGGGCGUUCAGUCCCUCAAGCAGCAAGCAGCAACGAAGAACGAGAACAAGCAGCAGGUGACGACGCCCGGUACUGUUUUUUGCAUGAUUCAGACUCAAAAUGCUAGUCACGUGGAAGGAAGCAAGGCAGCAAGGAAGGAACGAAGGCCCGUCUCUUGGUGUGCCGCACCCAUCGGCCUACCGUCUUACUUUUCAGCGGGCACUCGCGAGUUCAGCAGCUCGGAAGCCAAAGCGGCCAUUCGCAGCGGCAACAUCCAGCACGAGCCGUAUGUGCUUCGCAAACCGCUCGAGAAGCCACCGCGACCGCCUAAGUCCAAGUUCCGGCACAUUGCGACGUCGACAAGCGUUCCACGUGUGCUCAACAAGCUUGGAAACACCGAGGUACCCAUCCCCCCAGGGCUUGUUUCCACCAUUGUCAAGGCGGCUGAAGCGACGUCUGAUGCCUUGCCCGGUGUCACCGUCGUUGCCACGCCUCUGCGUGUCGUCGCGCCUACACCUCGCUCGCCGGCGCGUGCAGGCUUCGCGCGCAGCGAGCUCUCUUCUCAGAGCAUCGAGAGCCGGAUCACCGCGCUCGCAACAGACCAAGGCUUGCCGGCGCACCCGUUCCUCGCGCCAGAAUCUUCUAUGCCGCUCUUGGAGCCGUAUCGGCUUACGCCCAGACCUGACGAGCCUGCGAACGCCGUCACAGGAUGCGGAGCACUCUUUCAGUAGCGCUCUAGCGA